AAGCUUGCUUAGGUCCUCUUGUAAAGGCAGCGUGCUUCAUUUCAUCUGGGAAACAUACAUGGCUCUCGCAGCGUGCUUCAUUUCAUAUGGGUCUUCUGAGGCAUGUGAAGCAGGGGCUGGCGGUGUCGCUCGAUGGAGAGCUGGUGAUGUCUGGGCGAUGGAGCGGCGGACGCGUCUUGGAUGCGUGUGGAUGCCGCAAGGAGCUGGUCCUGCGCAAUGGUGACGUAGAGAUCUUUGGCCGUAUCGCUGCGCCAGCGACCGAGUCGCUUGAAGAGCCGGUCAGGGAUCCCCAAGUUAGCUGCCGCAGUUGCGGCGCCCUUGCGGAAGGACUGGGAUCCAUGAGCCCUUGCCGUCUUGAUCCGUCUUGGAGUGCGGGAUUAGGAUCCACAUAGACUCCUCGUCGAAGUGGAUGUCGUUCCACUGGAUGGAGACGAGGUCGGAGUAGCGGAGGAAUGCCGCGAACAUGAGGAGUGGGAUCAGUCCUUUCUGAUAUUCUGCCGGGCUGCUCGACUCAAGGAAGGGGUGUGCCAUGGCGUGCACCUGGUGGAGCGACAAGGGUUUCUUCGUCCUGGUGGUGCACGGGCCGUGGCGUUUGGAGAAUUCACGAACUUGUGAAGUGAAAGGCCCGCUAGUGGGAGAGGGUUCUCCGGUCAUCCGAUGUGCAAAUGCGACGGCGGAGCACGUAAGGGAUAUGGCGGAUACUGUGGCCUGAUUGUUGAGGGCAUAGACAAGGUA
This is a messenger RNA of Closterium sp. NIES-67, 735 nucleotides long. The record is from the annotation of a GenBank genome assembly. NCBI's taxonomy places the organism in Eukaryota, Viridiplantae, Streptophyta, Zygnematophyceae, Desmidiales, Closteriaceae.